CUUAACCGUAGACGGAGGUUGACUUCGACCGGCGCGGACUGCAGACGGAAACCGCAGAUGACGACCGACGGCGGCGGUUGAAAACGGAGAUCAGACGCCCAAUUGCGGGCCGAUACAACGCCCAAACUGCCGCGACCAAGAGGAGCAGCAGCAGCAGCAACAGCAACGACGAUGACGGCGACGACAACUAUUGAGCGGCAGGACCGCAGGACGGACUACAGCCGCACGAGCAGUGCACACACACACACACACACACACACACAAUGUCUCAAUGGCGAUUGGCGGCUGAGGCGCAGAGCUGAGCCGGCUACAUCGAAAACGACGGUACAAACACUACGACAGACGCAAAUCAGCGGGACAUCUCGUCUGUGCGCAUGCGGCACGGCAGGAUUGAACGCGAAAUGCGCACCCGACGUCCGCCGGCACAGUAAACGCUUACAGUGUUCAAACCUGGAAUCAGUGUGGACGGCUGUGAGCGGCGUCCGCAUCGUUACAUUUUGUACGUUUGUUUACGCCUGUCCGCAGUGUGUGUCGUGGUACCAACGACCGCGGUAAAAAUAUUGAAAGCGUUUUUUGAUCGUCUUGGUUGUCGUCACUGCUGUAGUUGUUGUUGUGGUUGUUGUUGUUGUUGUUGUUGUUGUUGUUGUUGGCUGGCCAAAACUUAAUAAUAUUGUAAGUGAUAACAGCUGUAGCGCUGAUAAGUGAUAAGGAGAACCGGUGCUACGCAAAAAUUACCGUCUAUAAUAAGUGUUAAUUACGUGAAAAAAAUAAAAGUCGAAAAAUUAAUAUGCCAUAAAAUGAAACCCGCACACCAGUCAGUGGUUACCCGUUUUGAACGCAAACUUAAAUCAAAAAACUCUGUCCUCAUUCCGUCUCGAUGUCCGCCUUACACUGUUCUGAACUACCUACUCCCAACGCUCAACUAAAAUGCCGCUCCCGGGUAAAUGAAACCGUACUACUGUCUUAAUGUGUGAUUCCUUCACUGCUUGACGAAAUCGCGAUAUCGAAAAAUCAGAUGAUUUUCAUUAUCGUUCUUACAUAGGUACUCGAAAUUCGGUUGAAAUUAUUCGUACACCGUAGACGAGUGUUUUGGCCGGAGAACGUAAGCAUAAUAAUAAUACACUGUUGAAACCGCAACCUCUGAAAUAAUUUGAUUUCCUCGAUAGGUAGGUAACUUUUCCACAGUAUUUUGUUCAAACGUUGCCGAUUAAAUGUGUCAAAAUAUCAAACCCUACCAGUUGAUAAUAAUAAUCAAAAAAAAAGUACAUACUUACAUUUUUUUUUUAUUGGUCUACAGUGAAACCUGUCUUAUCCGAACCCUUUUCUGUGCCAAAAUUUAUUAUGGUCCUGGCAGAUUUCUAUAAUUUAACAUAGGAUUAAACCCUUGAUAAAACGGAACCUGUUUAACGUAAAACGGAAGGCUAUUUAUUGGUCCUGCAAAUCAUAUACACCGAAAAACACAGCAUAAAAUGAACAAAAAUAUUUUUGAUACCCACAUUUAUUUUGCUACUAAACAAUUAUUAAGGUCAAUGAUUCAUACGUAUCGACAGAUAAGUACAUUUUAUCUUGAAUCUACACAUCAGUGCUUAUUAUUGUCACCGUAGUCGUAGUUUACCUGUCUUUUGUAUCGUAUAUUUUGUCCUCACCAUGUCUUCAAAGAUUUGUUUAAUUUUAAAUGAAAAAAUGAAAGUUAUAGAAGAAAGUUAAAAAGGAAAUAGCGUUAAAUCAUUAAUGAAUAUUUUUAAAUGCGGGAAAACGCAAAUUUAUAACAUAAUUAAAAACAAAAUUAAAGUUAAAGAAGAGUGGUUAAAAGGAAAUGGGAAAAGCAAACGAAGUUUAAAGAAAAAUGUCAAUGAUGAAAUUAACAAAGCAGUUUGGGAUUGGUUUGUUAAAGCUAGAUCUAAGAACAUUCCAAUUAGUGGUCCAAUGAUUCAACAAAAAUCCAAGGACAUCGCUGUUAAAUUGGGGAACACCAAUUUCAAAGGAUCCAACAGAUAGUUGGAAUGUUUUAGAAAAAAA
Myzus persicae (green peach aphid) is the source of this 2019-nucleotide messenger RNA. Its product is annotated as jerky protein homolog-like. Gene Ontology annotation, molecular function: DNA binding. NCBI's taxonomy places the organism in Eukaryota, Metazoa, Arthropoda, Insecta, Hemiptera, Aphididae. Gene Ontology annotation, cellular component: nucleus. The coding region runs from base 1732 to 1998 and encodes 88 amino acids. The record is from RefSeq and is a predicted model, not a curated record. The transcript has 2 exons.